CAGUGAGCAAGUAUAAUAAGGCUGACUCAGCUGGCUAUAAGCCCUUCCACGUCAGCCAAAUCACAUUUGGAGGGGAGAGAAAGAGGGAGAGAGAAGCGAACGGGCGCUUCGUCAAGCGCCGGGCUGCAGCACAAGAUACGAGAGCUUUGCGCCCGCUUGCAGCCCGUGGCGAGCGCUAGAGCCGGCGCUCUCGAUCCCCUGCGCCUCUCCCGCCUCCGGCGCUUCUCCUUCCUCCUUCGCGCGCGAAAAUCAGCCCAUGCCGUCGCCCCAAAUAGCUUCCUCGCGCCAAAUCAAGCCUUCCAAAUUUCCCCAAAUCGCCACCUCUCCCGAACCCUAGAACUUUCGCCGGCGCACAUCAAGGAGAUGGGUCAGCAGUCCAAACGGACGCGCGCGCCGGCACCUCAUGAAGCCCCUCCACCAGCGCCUCUGCUCACCCCGCCGCCAGCGCAUCUCCUGGUCCCGCCGCCGGCGCAUCUGCUGGUCCCGCCACCGGCGCAUCUGUUGGUCUCGCCGGCGCCUAAGUCCGCCCCGCCGCCGGGGAUCCCGUCGGCCUUCCCUUCAAAGCAGAGAACAAGCACUUGGAUCCCCACAAGACCACAAGAGUCUCUGGCGGCUAGUCUGCGGCAACCAAGUGAAUCGGGUCCUACGGCUCAAGGUCCUUGCUGGGCACCGCCUGCUUGCAUCGGUGACUCUACAUCACCUUGAUACAUCGCUGGCAAUAUGGACUACUCUGAUCCACAAGUAUGGGGAGUGGAUUCUCACCCACCUGGUGGUUACCUUAGUUACUUUCAGAACACGGCAUUGAUUGCUAGGAAGUAUUGAUUGCAUGCAUUGGCGAUGGGAGAAGUGUCCUCUUGCAUGGAGGGGGCAAUUCACCCGCGGCGAUUAUGGAGUACCAACGAUGAUCCUAGAAGCCGUUGCUUCCCAGGACCUUCGUAUUUGGCAUGCUUUUUUUGGAGUUGCUGGGUCAAAUAAUGAUCUGAAUGUGCUCAAUCAAUCCCCACUGUUUUUUGAUGCACUGAAAGGAGAAGCCCCUCAAGUCCAAUUUUCUGUCAAUGGGAAUGAGUAUACCACAGGUUACUACCUUGCUGAUGGUAUAUACCCAGAAUGGGCUGCCUUCAUGAAGACUAUACCACUUCCCCAAAUAGAGAAGCACAAGUUGUUUGCCCAGAAGCAAGAAGGGGCAAGGAAAGAUGUCGAGCGCGCUUUUGGGGUAUUACAGUUCCGUUUUACCAUUGUCCGUCGGCCUGCACGUCUAUGGAAGAGAAAGAGUGUUGGAAGGAUCAUGAGGGCUUGUGUGAUUCUCCACAAUAUGAUAAUCGAAGAUGAGAGAGAGCAGGCAAAAAUUCAUAUUGACUUGAAUGAGAUUCCGGGGGCUUCAUUUGCUCUACCUCCCGAAGUGAAUGUUGGUGGAGUGAGCUGUGAUGUGGUGAUUGCGGCAGCUGUUACUUAUAGUGGUUGAAGGUUAUUGAUGCAAAUGAGUGGUUGCUCCUUUCCAGCGAAGUACCCUCCAUGCUUUGUGACUUUUGUCAUCGUCCAGAUCAAAACUAUGAUUGUUGCUUGUGGUCGUGAACGGCUUGUUUGCCGGAGAUGUUAUCUAUUAUGUUUGCUGAAUGCUUUCUUAAAGACUUAUGUAAUCUUAAGUAAUUACUCAUGAUGCUAUGGAGUAGUAUGAUGCUGUGUGA
This is a messenger RNA of Aegilops tauschii subsp. strangulata, 1685 nucleotides long. NCBI's taxonomy places the organism in Eukaryota, Viridiplantae, Streptophyta, Magnoliopsida, Poales, Poaceae. The record is from RefSeq and is a predicted model, not a curated record.